Molecule: messenger RNA, 1961 nt
Organism: Labrus bergylta (ballan wrasse)
Lineage: Eukaryota; Metazoa; Chordata; Actinopteri; Labriformes; Labridae
Product: transcription factor JunB
Biological process (GO): regulation of cell population proliferation; regulation of cell cycle; regulation of transcription by RNA polymerase II
Cellular component (GO): transcription regulator complex
Molecular function (GO): transcription factor binding; RNA polymerase II cis-regulatory region sequence-specific DNA binding; DNA-binding transcription factor activity, RNA polymerase II-specific
Source: RefSeq, a predicted model, not a curated record
ACAAAGUGGAUAUUGAAGUUUUAGGUGUCCUGUUCAGGUCUGAAGAGGCUCAUUUCGCUUUUGGUUGAGCUGCGAGACACAACCAGACGGAUCUGUUCGCCUCCUACUUCACCAUAAUGAGUGAGAAUCUGCCCCGGAGGUAUUUCAUGUACUUACCUGGGUUACGUUUUCCCUAGGUCGAAUAGGCUGUGUCUUGUUUACAGCCGUAGUUCCUGGCACAAACGUCAUCAACUGUCUGACAACUCGGAGGCGGUGACCACACAGACAACCAAUCAGAAGGCGGGUAGGAGCGCUCAUAGACUCCGCACAUUUAAAUACAGCGCAGAAUUCCGGCCGCCUGUCACUUUACAGGAAACGAGAGAGGAACCCAUUUCAAAGCAAAAAGAAACACGGGUGAAAUGAAAACAUCUGAAUUAGUCACUGGACUCCGCUUUGAAUCCAACUAAAGGUACAAAUCGACGACUUGGUACAGUACAGUUCCACUAUUUUGGAAGUUUUGCUCUGUUUUUGAUAGACUAGAUCUUCAGUAUAAUAAUAGACUACAGCGGGACUUUGUGCCGGAGCUUGAAUCAUUUGGGACGCUGACGCCUCGGUGUCCAAGCAGCAUCUUUACAGCGCACUUUUAACAUUUGACUGUGUGAUUUGAAAUAUGUCCACAAUAAUGGAACAGCCUUUUUAUGACGACUCGUUUCUCUCUGCUUAUGGCCAUCCAGGCGCAGCACUGCCAGACUACAAGCUGCUAAAGCAGAAUAUGAACUUGAACUUCCCUGAUUCAUAUCGGAACUCAAACUUCAAGUCGCAGCACCUGCGCGCCGAAAGUGACUUCUAUUCAACGGGGUCUGCGGACGUCGGCUCCCUGAAGCUCGCAUCUCCUGAACUGGAGCGCCUCAUCAUCCAAAACAGCAACGGGGUCAUCACUACAACACCGACACCUGCCCAUUACCUCUUCAACCGCGGGAUCACAGAGGAGCAGGAGGGCUUUGCUGACGGUUUUGUGAAAGCUCUGGACGAUCUGCACAAAAUGAACCAGAUGGCACCUCCAAACGUGGCCAUUGGUACCGCUGGCGUUUCCUGCUCAGGUCCAGUCUCGGUGUUCGGCUCUUCCAUGCAACCAGAGCCUCUAGAAUACACCAACCUAAGCAGUUGCGCAACGAACCCCAGCCUGUCCUCUGGAGCAAGCUAUCCCUCUACAACUAUCAGCUACCUGCCUCACCAUCAGUACCACCAGCACCCCCAGGCCGUAGCGCACGGAUCUCACCAUUUCCAGCACGCCCUGGCAGGUGCAGGCAUCCACUCACAGCGGUUCGGCGGGUUGAAAGAGGAGCCCCAGACAGUCCCUGACAUGCACAGCAGCGACAGCGGGUCUCCGCCGAUGUCUCCCAUUAAUAUGGAGAACCAGGAGCGGAUCAAAGCGGAGCGCAAGCGUCUGAGAAAUCGACUCGCUGCCUCCAAAUGUCGGAAGCGCAAGCUGGAGCGCAUCGCUCGCCUGGAGGACAAAGUUAAAGGGUUGAAAACGGACAACGCCGGGCUGUCGAGCACAGCUUCUGUACUGAGAGACCAGGUGGCGCAACUCAAACAGAAAGUCAUGACACAUGUGAGCAGCGGCUGCCAGCUUAUGUUAGCGCCCAAAGUAAAGUCUUAUUGAAGAAACAGCACUUUUAAAAAACACUGGACAUGAACUGCACUGACACAACGAACAAUGUCUUUUGAAAUAACUGGAUCAUUAUGGUUUCUUUGUUUAAAGGAACUGAAGCCUACACGGAAAUCACAAAAGACUUUAACACUUUGGGCAUUUUUGAAUACGUUUUAAAAGGUCCUUUAGGCUUUGCCUGUUUACAUUUUACUUUAAUGGAUAUUUGUGAUGUAUUCUUGUGUAAGUUAUUUGCGUUUGUCAGGUUGAGCCUGUAUUUUGUUUUUUACCUGUACAGUAUAUAUUUAAGUAAAUGAAAUUAUGAAACAAA